AAUCAAAUGGUUUCUAUUUAUAAUAAGCAAUUAAAAAAAGGCGAUGUUAAUUUAAAAGUAUCGCAGUAUACAAAAGAUAAGUCUUGGAAGUGUCGUAUUAAUGGGAAUGAUAUUCAAAUUCUAAUUUAUAGCAUCACAACAUCUUUUGUAAAAGCCCUCUCAAGGCAAACACAAAGAAGGCCAAAAAAAUCGAAGAAAAACGACUCUCUAGUUUUCCUCAUUCAAAGUAAGCCCCAAGAACGUGUUAUGGCCCUCACCACUGGUAAUGCGUGGCAGGUUGUGUUAAAAUUUUGCAACUAUUCUUUUCCCAUCAAAGUAACUGAAAAGGUUGGUGACCCCAGAAAAGUUAUCUGUCUCGAAAAGAGAAUGAUAUUCGGGUCAAACAUUAAAGAAAAAGUAACAAAAGGACCUCAACGCAGUAAACUUACACCACUUAAAACCACAGAUUUGUAUUACCGUGUAGAAAAUUUAAAAUGUGACUUGAAGGACGAUUCAUCUUUAUUUCAAAAAAUCAGUUGUUUAAUUAAGAAGACCAAUGAAAGUGAAAGAGGCAGUGAAAGUGAAAAUGAGAACGAAGACAUCGAUGAAAAUGAAGAUGAUAAUGAAAAUGAAUACAAAAAUGGAGAUGAAGAUAUUGCAUUAAGUGGUAAGAAAAGGAAAAGAGAAAGAAAAAUAUACCGAAUUUGGAUUGAAGUCACAAAAAAGGGAUUAAGGAUAGGAAGAAAACUUCCACUCUUGAUAUAUCCUAAUCUUUUUGAUUUAUUUGCGAAUUAUGUGGAAAACAUGCCCACUUUCAAUAUGGAAGGCACUAAAGAGACUGCUGAUCCUAUGUUUGCAUUUUUGAAAUUCUUCCAACCAUCUCCAGUUCUAAAGAAAAUACUAGAUGAAGAAUUGAUAGAUUUCAUGUUCGAACGAUGUUUGCACGGAGAAACGCCUGGUUUUGAUGUGAGGCACCCUCAUUGUGAAGAUUAUCUUCUUUCAAAUCUUUUCAAAAUCAAAAUUGGCGAUAAGUUCAAGAGGUUUGGAUCUAUGCCUCCUGAAAUAGGAGAUAUAAUAGAAAUGACUGUCAACAAAAAUAUUGAAGAGAUAGUGCUAAGUGACAAAGAAAAGUUUAAGAAAGGAUUGCUUGAAGGGCAACUUAAAUUCGAGUUGUACAAUUGUCCGGACAAAAAACCCAAAGAACUUAUAAUUGAUUGCAUUGAAGGGCAGCUUCACUUUGAAAAGGCCUUCCAUUGUAAAAUUGGAAAAAUGUGGUAUAUUCUUAAUGAGGAGUAUUUGUCUACUUUAAAUGAAGAUUUUCAGAGACUGUUAAAAGAGGCACUAAUUGCAGAAAAAUCGGAGUGGUGGUUGCACAAACGUUGGAAAGAUACGGAAACUCUAAAAGCAGAGGACAAAGAAAGGAUGAAGACUGAAGACAGAAGCAAUGGAGAAUCAAAAAAGGAGAAGAAACGUGAGGAAGAGGGAAUAUACAAUCGAUCUUAUCUGUAUGAAAAAGGAUUUAUUGUCUUGGACACAAUUCUUCCACUUGGCAUUGAAUCCUGUGAUCUCAUUAAGUAUGAUGAUAAUUCAGUGUAUCUAUACCAUGUCAAGAAGACUUUAGGACAGUCCACACGUGAGGCUUGCUCGCAAAUUUUGAAUGCGGCUGAGAUGAUUCGUGGAGCUAUCACACUUUCUCAAGGAUCUGAGUCCAGCAAUUACUUAGAACGACUAUGGCGAAAAAUCACUGAGUAUAAUGGUGAUGAAGAAUGGAAGAAGGUUGUGGCAGAGCAGUCUCAUAGGGUCACUGUAAUGCUGUGGCAAACAUUGACUAAGUGCUAAGAACAUGUGCUGGCCGAGGAACUAGCUACAAAUUCUUAAUGCAUUAUUAAUCUACUCCAUCGUUCCAUAUCUGCAUUAUCAUCUCUGCACCAUAUUUUCUUCAAAAACACAUCUGUAUGGAAUUUCAAAUCAUACACUACGUCGUUUAUUUCUUCUAGUGCUUCAUCCGAAGGAUUUGUAUUACAUAUUUUUGGAGCAUUGUGGUGGUGGACUGUCUUUAAAGCCUUUGAACAAAACCCGAAAUUACUAUUUAUAAUUUGGAUUUCUGCCCUGAUCAUGGAUUUAUGGCUGUCCAAAACACGUGCUUGGAGACUUGCAGUAGUGAGUAGGAGGCAUCCAGAAAAUCGAUGGAGGUCGGAUAGAAUUUUCAAUGAAAUCAUCCUAACCAAUCCAAUUUGGCGGCUGGAUAUAGGCAGACAUGCUUGAACUUCUGCAUUUAAGCGUUCAUGGAGUGUUGUGGAUCGUGCUGUGGACCUCUAUUAGAAAAGUAUAAAAUUACCCUAAUGACUCUUCUUCAUUGGGAAGAAAGUGCCUUUUUAAUUCAGAACAUUCCUCUACUUAUCUUGAAACUGCCUUAAUUGUGCCAUCAAAUUAAAAUUUGAUGGCACAAACUUUAUUGGGAAGAAAGUGCCUUUCUAAUUCAGAACAUUCCUCUACUUAUCUUGAAACUGCCUUAAUUCUUAAUUUGAUUGCACAAACAUCCCAAAGUUUUUAUCCUUCUCUAUUAAUUUUAUUUUAUGAUUAUUUGAUUGUUAAAUUUCUUUUAGUUUAUCUGAAGAAGUGCUGAGUGACAAGAAUUUUUUUCAGAGGAAACAAUUAAAAUUUUUGCGUAUCCUAA
This is a messenger RNA of Bemisia tabaci, 2656 nucleotides long. The record is from RefSeq and is a predicted model, not a curated record. Lineage: Eukaryota; Metazoa; Arthropoda; Insecta; Hemiptera; Aleyrodidae.